AUGAAGAUCCCUAUAUGGUGUUAUCUCAAGACUAGUAAAGUGACGCUGCCAACACUAAAGAAGGAAAGUACUCACACUUCAGCAGCUGUGAAGAUGGAUAGAGUGUACUACGCUGUAGAUGACCCUGAUGGAGAAGCCAUACCUGCUGAAGAGAGAGCGAAAGCAUACAAGUACGGUACGCAGUUCGUGCGGUUCGAGCCCUACGAUGAGGCUUCGUUGAAGUACCAUUCGGACAAGUGUCUCACCAUGCUUGGCUUUGCCCGAUCGGAGACGAUUCCCGAGGAGUUGAUGAUAGGGGAGUCCAUUGAGUGCGUAGCGGCUGAGCCCAACAACCUGGACGCUGCUAAGGCGCUGAGUAGUCUUAUCAAGGCUAUGGAUGCCAUGGGAGUGGUAGUGCUCUAUCUUUGCUGCUGA
Messenger RNA from Perkinsus marinus ATCC 50983, 414 nucleotides. Its product is annotated as ku p80 dna helicase, putative. Gene Ontology annotation, molecular function: telomeric repeat DNA binding; double-stranded DNA binding. Gene Ontology annotation, cellular component: Ku70:Ku80 complex. Lineage: Eukaryota; Perkinsozoa; Perkinsida; Perkinsidae. The record is from RefSeq and is a predicted model, not a curated record. The transcript is spliced from 4 exons. The coding region runs from base 1 to 414 and encodes 137 amino acids. Gene Ontology annotation, biological process: double-strand break repair via nonhomologous end joining; cellular response to X-ray; telomere maintenance.